Messenger RNA from Gopherus flavomarginatus (Mexican gopher tortoise), 1806 nucleotides. RefSeq names its product NFKB inhibitor interacting Ras like 1 (gene NKIRAS1). NCBI's taxonomy places the organism in Eukaryota, Metazoa, Chordata, Testudines, Testudinidae. The record is from RefSeq and is a predicted model, not a curated record. Bases 475 to 1050 code for a protein of 191 amino acids. The transcript is spliced from 4 exons. Gene Ontology annotation, biological process: canonical NF-kappaB signal transduction. Gene Ontology annotation, molecular function: GTP binding; GTPase activity.
CAGCCGGCAGCUGCAUGCUCCUGGUGCCCUCUCCGCCCUGUCUCUGUGCCCCAUAUCCCUGAACAUUGAGCCAGUGGUUUUGGGUGGUGCCUUGGCAUAGCCACCUCCAGCCAUGGCAAAAUCACAUGUCAGCCCCCCCCCCCCCGCCCGAGUGUGCCCAGCAUGCGGCUGUUACCAGCCUGCUGGUGUCCGAGCUUUUGGGAAACACCUCUGCCAGCUUUUUCCUGCGAAUGUGAGGGUGAGACGUGCUUGGUUUGAAAUGCAGGCCAGAGGCUCAUUUGUUUCCAGGAGCUGGAGUGCUCAGAUAAAAAUAUAUAUAGGAAACCCACAUGUAGAGGUGCAGUGCUGCCAAUGUGCUGGGUGCUGUACAAACACAAAAGCAUGCACAGUCCCUGCCCUGAAGAGGCUGCAAGGCCUUGAUCCUGCAAGUACGUAAGCAGGAUUUAUUUGCUGACUUUGCCAUCCUGAAAGAAGAUGGGAAAGGGCUACAAAGUAGUGAUUUGUGGAAUGGCAUCAGUGGGAAAAACAGCAAUUUUGGAGCAGCUUCUCUAUGGAAAACAUACUGUUGGUUUAGAAGAGGGUGCAACAGUGGAAGAUGUGUAUUUGGCUUCAGUCGAAACAGAUCGUGGGGUAAAAGAACAGUUACGUCUCUACGACACUACGGGUCUGCAAGAGGGAGUAGAGUUUCCAAAGCAUUACUUCUCUGUUGCUGAUGGUUUUAUUCUUGUGUAUGCUGUGAACAGCCUUGAAUCCUUCCAGAAAGCAGAAGUGAUCAAAAAAGAGAUUGACACAGUGAGAGACAAAAAAGAGGUGACAGUUGUCGUCUUAGGAAACAAAACUGACCUUACAGAGCAAAGACAAGUGGAAACAGAAAUAGCACAGCAAUGGGCAAAGGCUGAGAAGGUGAGACUGUGGGAGGUGACAGUGACGGAUCGGAAAACGCUCAUUGAACCUUUCACUUCAUUAGCCAGCAAGCUUUCCCAAUCCCAGAACAAGUCAGCAUUUCCCUUGCCUGGGAGGAAGAGCAAAGGCAAUAACUGUGAUAACUAAAAACCUGUAUUCCAGGGGAAGCUGUCUAGCUGCUGCUGCAAGGGCAUGGUGUCUCUUUUUCUCUGCCAGUUGCUUGGCACAUUUUUGCUGAGGCAAUACUGAAUUCAGAAUUAAAAGCAGCAAAGUCAUGAAUGUAGCUGUCCCUCAAGUAUUUGCUUGGAAAAUCACAGCUGGUCAAGGUCUCAAGCACUUCACAAGGAAGCACUUUGUAAAAAUGUUGUAAUGGUCACUGGGGAUGGGGGUGUUGUUUUUAGUGGGAAGCUCUAUUAAAGCCCACAUCAGCACAGAGAUGUGCAGCAGCGAUGGCCAUCUACAUCCCCACAUGGCCAUUUCAGAGUGCUACUGGGUCAAGUUCACAAGUGGACAACUAGUAAACUACUCCAUAUACAGCAUGCAGUCAUCCAGCCUCUGAUGUUCCCCUUUCGCAAUUGCAAAAACUCCUGGCUGCAGCAAAGGAGUAAGGGCUUAUCCGUCUUCCCACGGCUAGGGAAAGAGUAUGUGUGAUGUAGUUUCAGCCCGUUUGUGCCUCACUUACUACCCAUGGGUAGUGUAUACAGUUGGAGAAGUUCCAGGACAGCUGAGUGAGAAUACUCCAGGAGGAAUGGACAAGAACAUUGCCUACCUGGCAGGGAUAUGUGAGCAUCAGUGUUCCUGCUGCAUGUGGAAAUGAUGACAUUCCAUGAGUGAUCCUCAGAUAGGUCAGGCCUGACUUGCAACGAGCGAUCAAAGGCUGGAACGUGAUGUGGCUUCCUUGUA